Messenger RNA from Gymnodraco acuticeps, 1541 nucleotides. RefSeq names its product hyphally regulated cell wall protein 3-like. The record is from RefSeq and is a predicted model, not a curated record. The transcript is spliced from 4 exons. The coding region runs from base 102 to 1541 and encodes 479 amino acids. NCBI's taxonomy places the organism in Eukaryota, Metazoa, Chordata, Actinopteri, Perciformes, Bathydraconidae.
UGCAGAGAGACAAUCAGUGCUGAUCAGUAGCAGCUGCUGGAGGUUUCCCUCCUUUAAAGCUGGCUGGUGCUCAGGCAACACUCUCUUGGAAAACUGCAGAGAUGGCAGCUGUUUGGAUGCUCGUCUGUGUGCUGACUGUUUGUCUGGCCAGAGAUCUGUCUCCCAAUGAGAUCUCCUUAAAGAAAGCCUUUCAACUUUUCCAGUCGAUGGAGUCCAUGUUGGAGCGAGACGCUAGAGAAGUACAACUGGAAACCAAUGACGUGGAAGCUGAUGCGUCUGGUCACCAGAAUCCUGAACAAAAGCCCCAGAGCGUCAACGAGACAACAAAUGUCCAGAACCAGGUCGUAACGAGGGACAACGGCACGGAGGGGGGCGUCCAGAACCGGGUCGUCAUUAGGGGAAAUUCCACUGCGGGUCAUGACCUAAAAUGGGUCAUCAUAGGAGGCGACUCCAUAACUGAGGACGUCCAGAACCGGGUCGUCAUUAGGGGAAACGCCACGGCGGGGAGCGUCCAGAACUUGGUCAUCAUUAAGGACAAAGCCAAGACGGGGGGCGUCCAGAACCUGAUCGUCAUUAGCGAAACCGCCACAGCAGAGGCUGUCCAGAAACGGGUCGUCGUUAGGGGAGUGGCCAAGGAGGGGGACGUCCAAAAAAGGGUCGUCAUUUGGGUAGACUCCACGACUGGGGACCUCCAGAACCGGUUUGUCACUUGGGGCGAAGCAACGACUGGGGGUGUCCAGCAGAACCUGGUUCCCAGAGACAAAGGCACGAAGGGGGGCUUUCAGCAGAACAACGGUACGACGGGGGGAGUCCAGCAGAACAACGGUACGACGGGGGGAGUCCAGCAGAACAACGGCACGACGGGGGGCGUCCAGCAGAACAACGGCACGACGGGGGGCGUCCAGCAGAACAACGGCACGACGGGGGGCGUCCAGCAGAACAAACGGCACGACGGGGGGGCGUCCAGCAGAACAACGCAGAACAACGGCACGACGGGGGGCGUCCAGCAGAACAACGGCACGACGGGGGGCGUCCAGCAGAACCUGGUUCCCAGAGACAACGGCACGACGGGGGGCGUCCAGCAGAACAACGGCACGACGGGGGGCGUCCAGCAGAACAACGGCACGAAAGGGGGCGUCCAGCAGAACCUUGUUCCCAUGGACAACGGCACGACGGGGGGCGUCCAGCAGAACAACGGCACGACGGGGGGCGUCCAGCCGAACAACGGCACGACGGGGGGCGUCCAGCCGAACAACGGCACGACGGGGGGUGUCCAGCAGAACAACGGCACGACGGGGGGCGUCCAGCAGAACCUGGUUCGCAGAGACAACGGCACGAAGGGGGGCUUUCAGCAGAACACCGGCACGAAGGGGGGCGUCCAGCAGAACAACGGCACGACGGGGGGCGUCCAGCAGAACCUGGUUCCCAGAGACAACGGCACGACGGGGGGCGUCCAGCAGAACAACGGCACAACGGGGGGCGUCCAGCAGAACAACAGCACGACGGGGGGCGUCCAUUAUGAGCACAAAGGUGAGCUCUAA